UUGAGUCGAGGUUUGACAUAUAAUCCAUGAUUUGUAAUCCACGCAUUGGGUCUUUAGAGGGAAGAGUUCUUUUAACCAUUUCUAGCAACUCGCCUUCCCGGCUCCUGACGUACUUUUGAAAAGUGGCAUUCUGGAUUCCGGAACCUCUUCCAUCUUCAUGCUGCAUUCUCACUCAUUUUCUCUCUCCUCCACUCUGGGCAAAUUGAGUUUACCUAGGGCUAAUAGAAGCUCUAAUUGCCCAAGAUUUUCAAUGGUUUCAACGGAGAACAACGGCCACAAAAUGAAAAUACCGCAUGUUAUGACGGUGGCGGGUUCGGACUCGGGGGCGGGUGCAGGAAUACAGGCUGAUUUGAAGGCCUGUGCUGCACUUGGGGUUUAUUGUUCAACUGUGAUCACAGCUGUUACUGCUCAGAAUACUGUUGGGGUUCAGGGUGUCAACAUAUUGCCAGAGGACUUUGUGGCUGAGCAAAUGAAGUCUGUGCUUUCAGAUAUGGAAGUUGAUGUGGUUAAAACGGGUAUGCUUCCUUCUGUUGGUAUGGUCAAGGUCCUCCUCCAUUCCAUCAAGGAGUACCCAGUUCAAGCUUUGGUGGUGGAUCCUGUGAUGGUAGCAACCAGUGGAGAUGUGCUGGCUGGUUCGUCUGUUCUACCUGUAUUUAGGCAAGAGUUGCUUCCUAUGGCUGAUUUAGUGACACCAAAUUUAAAAGAGGCAUCAUAUUUGCUUGGGGGCAUGCACCUUGAAACGGUUGCUGACAUGCGGUCUGCUGCAAAAUUGAUACAUGAUAUGGGUCCACGAAAUGUGCUUGUGAAAGGUGGUGACCUCCCUGCCUCAAUGGAUGCAGUUGAUGUAUUCUUUGAUGGAGUAAAUUUGUAUGAAUUGGGCUCAACACGCAUUAAUACCCGUAAUACUCAUGGCACUGGAUGCACAUUGGCAUCAAGUAUUGCAGCUGAGUUAGCGAAAGGUUUACCAAUGCUUUCAGCUGUUAAGAUUGCCAAACGUUAUGUUGAGACUGCCUUGAAUUACGGAAAAGAUAUGGCUAUUGGUAGAGGACCUCAAGGCCCCUUUGAUCACUUGUUAAAGCUUAAAGUCUGCAGAUCAGUUGCGCCUCGUGCUUUCUGUCCAUCAGAUUUAUUCCUCUAUGCUGUUACAGAUUCUGGGAUGAAUGGGAAAUGGGGCCGUUCUAUUUCAGAUGCUGUUAAAGCUGCUAUAGAAGGAGGAGCAACCAUUGUUCAACUCAGGGAAAAGAAUUUGGAAACCAGGGACUUCAUUGAAGCAGCCAAGGAGUGUGUCAGCAUUUGCCACUCUAAAGGAGUUCCAAUCUUAAUAAAUGACAGAGUUGAUGUAGCAUUGGCUUCUGAUGCUGAUGGUGUGCAUGUUGGCCAAUCUGACAUGCCAGUAUCUCUUGUUCGAUCUCUUCUAGGACCUGAAAAGAUUAUUGGUGUUUCAUGUAAGACCCUACAACAAGCUCAUGAAGCUUGGAUCAAUGGGGCUGAUUAUAUUGGUUCUGGUGGUGUUUUUCCAACUAACACUAAAGCAAAUAAUAAGACCAUUGGCUUGGAUGGCCUGAAAGAGGUCUGCUUGGCAUCAAAACUACCUGUGGUUGCAAUUGGUGGUAUUGGCUUGUCCAAUGCUCAUUCUGUUAUGGAAAUCAAUGUGCCAAAUUUGGAAGGUGUUGCCGUUGUCUCAGCCCUUUUUAAUGCCGAAUGUGUUUCUUCGGCAACUAAGCAGCUGCAUGAAAUUCUAAAGCAGGCUGUACAAACAAGAAAGUAGGGAAAGAAGAGUCGUGAUGGAAAUGUUGUUGCUGUUCAUAAUUCUGAUCAUGUGUGCUCUAAAAUGCAUUUUUUGGUGAGGUGAGUUUAAAGCUUAACAUACAAUGCUCAACAGAUGAGAAGGAUCAUGUGGAAGACAUUAGAGAUCUCAUGCCUUUCAUUGACUCAUUCUAUUUGCUCUUGAUUAUUGAUUUUGGAUUCAUGGCUACAAUGAGAAAUGGUUGAUCCAUUUA
Molecule: messenger RNA, 2000 nt
Organism: Chenopodium quinoa (quinoa)
Lineage: Eukaryota; Viridiplantae; Streptophyta; Magnoliopsida; Caryophyllales; Amaranthaceae
Product: thiamine biosynthetic bifunctional enzyme TH1, chloroplastic-like
Exons: 10
Coding region: 158-1768 (536 amino acids)
Biological process (GO): thiamine biosynthetic process
Cellular component (GO): chloroplast
Molecular function (GO): thiamine-phosphate diphosphorylase activity; hydroxymethylpyrimidine kinase activity; phosphomethylpyrimidine kinase activity
Source: RefSeq, a predicted model, not a curated record